AUGACCACUAAAGUUGUUAAUGUUGCCGUUAUCGGUGCCGGUGUUGUUGGUUCAUCUUUCUUGGAUCAAUUGUUGGCCAUGAAGUCUACUAUUACUUACAAUCUAGUACUUUUGGCUGAGGCCGAGCGUUCUUUGAUCUCUAAGGAUUUUUCUCCAUUGAAUGUUGGUUCCGAUUGGAAGGCUGCUUUGGCAGCUUCCACUACCAAAACGUUGCCACUGGACGAUCUGAUUUCUCAUUUGAAAACUUCACCUAAGCCAGUCAUUUUGGUUGAUAACACUUCCAGCGCCUACAUUGCUGGUUUUUACACCAAGUUUGUCGAAAAUGGUAUUUCCAUUGCUACUCCAAACAAGAAGGCCUUUUCCUCUGAUUUGGCUACUUGGAAGGCUCUUUUCUCAAACAAGCCAACCAACGGUUUCGUCUAUCAUGAAGCCACCGUCGGUGCUGGUUUGCCUAUUAUUAGUUUCUUGAGAGAAAUUAUUCAAACCGGUGACGAAGUUGAAAAAAUUGAAGGUAUCUUCUCUGGUACUCUAUCCUAUAUUUUUAACGAAUUCUCUACUAGCGAAGCUAACGACGUCAAAUUUUCUGAUAUUGUCAAAGUUGCUAAAAAAUUGGGUUACACUGAACCAGACCCAAGAGAUGAUUUGAAUGGGUUGGAUGUUGCUAGAAAGGUUACCAUUGUUGGUAGGAUAUCCGGUGUAGAAGUUGAAUCUCCAACUUCUUUCCCAGUCCAGUCUUUGAUUCCAAAACCGUUGGAAUCUGUCAAGUCUGCCGAUGAAUUUUUGGAAAAAUUAUCUGAUUAUGAUAAAGAUUUGACUCAAUUGAAGAAGGAAGCCGCUGCUGAAAAUAAGGUAUUGAGAUUCAUUGGUAAAGUUGAUGUUGCUAGCAAAUCAGUGUCCGUAGGAAUUGAAAAGUACGAUUACUCACACCCAUUUGCAUCAUUAAAAGGAUCAGACAACGUUAUCUCCAUCAAAACUAAACGUUACACCAAUCCUGUUGUUAUUCAAGGUGCUGGUGCUGGUGCUGCCGUUACUGCCGCUGGUGUCUUGGGUGAUGUUAUCAAGAUUGCUCAAAGACUUUAG
Saccharomyces paradoxus is the source of this 1080-nucleotide messenger RNA. RefSeq names its product homoserine dehydrogenase (gene HOM6). Gene Ontology annotation, biological process: L-homoserine biosynthetic process; aspartate family amino acid biosynthetic process. NCBI's taxonomy places the organism in Eukaryota, Fungi, Ascomycota, Saccharomycetes, Saccharomycetales, Saccharomycetaceae. The record is from RefSeq and is a predicted model, not a curated record. The coding region runs from base 1 to 1080 and encodes 359 amino acids. Gene Ontology annotation, molecular function: aspartate kinase activity; NADP binding; homoserine dehydrogenase activity. The transcript has a single exon.